Australozyma saopauloensis is the source of this 1854-nucleotide messenger RNA. It is a transcript of the gene RAD7, whose product is annotated as UV-damaged DNA-binding protein. The transcript has a single exon. Lineage: Eukaryota; Fungi; Ascomycota; Pichiomycetes; Serinales; Metschnikowiaceae. The coding region runs from base 1 to 1854 and encodes 617 amino acids. Gene Ontology annotation, cellular component: cytoplasm. The record is from RefSeq and is a predicted model, not a curated record.
AUGUCUAGAAGAACUCGUAAUACCGGCGUUCGCGGCCCGAACUCGGCCUUGACCGAGUUUCUUCGUGUAGAAGGUAUCACAGACGCAUUUCGUCAAAGACAGGGCCGUCAGAGAGCUGGAUCAGGCCGUGGAUCGGGCGCAGUCUCGGAAACGCCUGAGACGGAUGCCACUGCAACCAACGGUACGACUAGUUUGGCAGAAACACCCGGUGCAGACGUGUCAAACGAUCUCUCUGAUGACGACAACGAUGUGGAAUACAGAGACGAUUUGUUCAACCCAGAUGACUUCAAGCAGCUUGGUCAGGAAGAUACAUGUGUAGAUUGCGGAAACCCAUUCACAUUGACUGUGUACUCGCGCUUCAUCGAGGCGUCGAAAGGGUAUAUCUGUGAAGACUGUAACGAACUUCUUCGUAAGAAGGAACGUAAUGUGCGAAAGACUCAGCAGACCGCGCGCAAGAGACGCAAAAAGGUGGCCAAGGCAUUGUUGGAUAAGAAGACGGUGCGCAUUGCAUCCCUUCAAGAUAUCUGCAUUCGUGCCAUCUCCAGCCAUAUUGAGGACGUAGAUGCUUUGGGCGACAUCGGCCAAACUAAUAUCAAUAAGAUCCUGAAGAUUCUUUCGAAAAAUAGGUCUUUAAACGACUCUACAGUGACACUUUUCUUGAAUCCUUCCAUCAAGGUGCUAGAGCUCUGGGAUUGUUCCAAUGUCACCAGUGACUCAUUCAACAAAAUCGCAGCUUAUUGUUCCCAACUUGAGUCCCUUACUCUUUUCAUGUGCGGUCAGCUCCAUAACGAUAACAUGACAUAUUUCAUAGACAAGCUUCCAAACCUUAAGAAGCUCGCGCUCAACGGCCCUUUUCUUAUCAGCACUCCACAAUGGGUCGACUUUUUUGAAAAAGCCGAAAGUCCCCUCGAACAGUUUGAGGUGCGUAACACUCAUCGCUUUGGUAAUGACUCCUUGAUUUCUUUGCUUGAACGCCGUGGCAACCAAUUGACACUGUUGAAGCUUUCCCGGCUCGACGGUCUCGAUUCGGAACCAGUCUAUGGGCUAAUACCACAGUACUUGGCUCCAAGUAGACUAGAAGAACUUGAGUUGUCUCACCCUCACCAAGCAAACCUUAUCGACGAUGAUCUCUUGAUCCAUAUUCUAGCCACUACUGGCGAAACAAUAAAGUACUUAAAUGUCGACGGAUGCACACAAUUAACUGAUUCCUUUCUUACUGAAGGUGUGGCUAAAUUCUGUCCUGUUCUCGAGACGUUGUCUAUGAGAAAUUUGGAGCUAAUCACGAAUGAAGGUAUGAGAGACGCUUUUGAAGAGCUUGGGCAAAUCAACUACGGUGGUCUACUGUCAAUUGAUCUCACAAAAUGCACAGGACUCGGAAACGAGGCCAUUGAGGCCAUCUUUAAACACUCUGGAAAAACAUUGGUGGAGGCCUCCAUCAAUUCGGUCAACAAUCUUACAAACUCUUUCUUGGUGCAAAUACUCACGGAUGACAAAGAUGAGAGCAAAGUCUUAAUUCAAAAAUCUAUAGAAGACGGCGUGAAUGAUGGCAUUGAUGAAGCACCUCCAAUGGAAGUGGAUGGCGAUGAAGAAGGCGACGAUGAAGGCGAUCUAGAGGCAUAUUCUUCGCAGCCCACUAAAUCGAAAGUGGUCUUCUAUCUGCAGCAAUCACUCCCUUUACUCACCAAAUUGGACGUAGGAUUUGUCCGUGCUUUCGACGACCUGGUGUUGGAAAAGUUCAGCGAGGAAUGCCCAAAGUUAGCCAUCGUGGAGGUUUUUGGAAAUAACAGAUGUACAGCCAAGGCAUCUGUCCGGGACGAUUUGCUCGUUAUUGGUGUCCAAGGUGAAAAUUUGUAG